ACGCACCGGCUCUGUUCGGCUCUAACGGCACUGAGUGCUGGCUCUGGCCCAGGCUACAGCCAUGCCUCUUCUGGAAGAAACUACUCUACCGCAAGAGCACCUGCCUACUCUACCUGUAGUUAUCAUAGGCAAUGGACCAUCGGGUAUUUGUCUGUCUUACCUGCUGAGUGGAUACAAGCCUUACUUAGACACUGCAACUGUUCACCCAAAUUCCAUUCUGUACAGAAAACUACAGGAGUCCAAACACCUCCCCAUCACCGAACAGGAUUUGGAAUAUUUGAGUGAAGGUCUUGAAGGGCGAUCAAGGAAUCCCGUGGCUGUGCUAUUUGAUACAUUGCUACACCCCAAUGCUGACUUUGGGUACGAAUUCCCUCCUGUACUUCAGUGGAAGAGAGAUAAGAAGCAGCACAUCCCACAUCUGGUUCUGGGGAAGGGAACACCAGGGGGGGCUUGGCAUGCAAUGGAGGGCUCCAUGUUGACAAUUAGUCUUGGCAUCUGGAUGGAGCUUCCAGGGGUCAACUACAGAGACUUGACCAAUGGGAAACACAGGGACGUAACAAGUGACAGAGCCACCCCAGAGGAGAUUUCAUCCUAUUAUCGUGGCUAUGUGAAGCUAAAGGGUCUCCAAAAAAGUUUUGUUGACAACACCUACGUGACCUCUGUCCAGAAACUUUGCCGGGGGCAUGAGGUGAAAGUUUUGGAAAAAGAGCACACUGAUAAAGUAGACAAAGGGUUGGGAAAUGGUGGGAAUGGGAGCCUUGAGGAAAAUGGAAAGGAGUGCGUAAAGAAUGUUGGAGGGGGAACUCUAUGGGAAGUAAGGGGAUAUCAGCAGGUUCAGAAUGAAACUCAUGUCCCCUUCUCUCUGUUUGCUGAGAACCUAGUCCUAGCCACUGGUGCAUCCGAUUCACCAGUUCGGUUAGGUGUAGAGGGGGAGGAUCUACCUUUUGUUUUCCACAGCAUCUCCAACCUGGGCUUGGUUCUGAGCCAGAGAAAACUGGAUGUGAACUCUGAUCCGGUUUUAAUUGUAGGUGCUGGUUUAAGUGCUGCGGAUGCAGUUCUGUGUGCCUGUAACAGCAACAUUAGAGUGCUGCAUGUUUUCCGAAAGAGUCUAGACAACCCAGACCUCAUCUUCAAGCAGCUGCCCAAGACCCUGUACCCAGAAUACCACAAAGUGCACAACAUGAUGUGUUCACAGACCUACACCAACGUGACUCCUUCAUCUGCUCCUAACAGACCCCAGGCAGUCAGCAUCGCCUCCUCAGUUUGUGCCAAGAUGUGCCCCAAACCCCAGCUUCCUGCAGGUAACACCACAGCAGGUGCCAAAGUCAGCCUCUUCCCUGACUACACCAGUUUCCCCGAACAUUGUGUGGUGUCAUUCCAGUCGGAUAUGAAGUGUUUGCUGCAGGGGAAAAACUCCCUGAAGGCAGUCAAGGUCUCCAUGGCCCUGGUUCUGAUUGGGACCAACCCAAACUUGUUUUUCUUGAAAGGCCAGGGACAGUACUUGGGUCAGGAUCCAACAAGGCCAAUAUCCUGCAAGCAAAACCUCAUCGACAUCAACCCUUACACCUUUGAGUGCAUCAAGGAGCCCGGGCUGUUCGCCAUGGGACCGUUGGUGGGAGACAACUUUGUUCGCUUUUUAAAAGGCGGAGCGUUGGGGAUCACUUCCUGUCUGCUGAAGAGGCUCAAGAAAAGAGAAAAACUCAUCACUAAUGGAGGGAAUGACUUCAUCUGA
This is a messenger RNA of Nematolebias whitei (Rio pearlfish), 1732 nucleotides long. It is a transcript of the gene osgin2, whose product is annotated as oxidative stress induced growth inhibitor family member 2. Lineage: Eukaryota; Metazoa; Chordata; Actinopteri; Cyprinodontiformes; Rivulidae. The record is from RefSeq and is a predicted model, not a curated record. The coding region runs from base 62 to 1732 and encodes 556 amino acids. The transcript is spliced from 6 exons.